Molecule: messenger RNA, 864 nt
Organism: Medioppia subpectinata
Lineage: Eukaryota; Metazoa; Arthropoda; Arachnida; Sarcoptiformes; Oppiidae
Source: the annotation of a GenBank genome assembly
UGUUUAUCAAAAGUACUCUUUAUUUGAGUGCAAAAAAUGUUUCGAAAUCUCAAAACACUUCUCGUGACAAACAAUCGCCGAAUUAUGUCCACAACGAGUGGUCAGAAACGGUUGGCGGACAAAGUAGCGAUCGUCACGGCCAGCACCGACGGCAUCGGUCUCGCGAUCGCCACCCGAUUGGCCGAAGACGGCGCGCGCGUUGUGGUCAGCAGUCGGAAGGAGGCGAACGUGGAGAAGACGGUGCGCUCUCUGCGCGCGAAGGGACUCCAAGUGACGGGCGUCGUGUGUCACGUGGGCAAUAAAGAGCACCGCCAGCGCCUGCUCCAGACCACUCUGCGCGAGUUCGGCCAAGUGGACGUGUUGGUGUCCAACGCCGCCGUCAACCCCGCGUUCGGCGCCUUCCUCGACACUUCGGAAGAGGAGUUCGAAAAAAUCCUUUCAGUGAACGUGACGUCAGCCUUCCUCUUGACCAAAGAGAUCGUUCCCGAGAUGCGCGCUCACGGGUCCAUUGUUUACAUCUCUUCCAUCGGCGCGUAUCAGCCCUUCCCUCUGAUUGGCGCGUACUCCGUGUCCAAAACGGCGCUUCUCGGCUUGACCAAGGCUGUGGCCAAUCAGUGCGCCGCCCUCUCCAUCCGCGCCAACUGCAUCUGCCCCGGCAUCAUUCGGACCAAAUUCUCGGACGCGUUGACCGGAAGUGAGGCCGCGAUGGAAGAGAUCGAGCGCGUGGUUCCGAUGCAGCGAAUCGGGGCGCCGGAGGACAUCGCGGGCAUUGUGGCCUUCUUGGCCUCCGACGACUCCCGAUAUCUGACCGGAGAGUCGAUUGUUGUCGCGGGCGGACACUAUUCGCGGCUCUAGACACGAGAC